AUGAUUUCAAGAAUAAGCAGGAGCGCCAUACUAAAAGCUUCCAGGUGCCCUCUCUCCCGCUUCAAUUCCACCACCACUACCACCAAUGCUGCUGCUCCCGCCUCGAUAUCAUCACAAGCAGAGCCACCAGCAAGCAAAUUAGACAAGGCAGACUUGCAACACAACGAAUUUGCCAAACAGGCCCCCAACCGCGACGUGACAUGGUCGAGCUCGCAAGAAUCGAGAGUUGAGGUAAUAUCGAAGUUCCCCUUCCGAUUCACCCAGAGAAACUUGGAACAACAGCCUAGACCCUGGGCCGCUAUAGACUUGAUCGCUAAGGAGCCAGUGAGAUACUUGAGCCAUGAAGAAGGAAACAUUGCCGUGUGCGAUGGCAACAAGGGGUCAACUUUACAGGGCCACCCCAAGGUCUUUAUCAACUUGGACCAGCCCAAGGCUGCCACGUGUGGAUACUGCGGAUUGAGGUAUGCCAAGGAGGAGUUCAAAGAGUUGAUUGAGGCCGGUGAGGCUGCUGCUUAG
This is a messenger RNA of Lodderomyces beijingensis, 516 nucleotides long. The record is from the annotation of a GenBank genome assembly. Lineage: Eukaryota; Fungi; Ascomycota; Pichiomycetes; Serinales; Debaryomycetaceae.